CGAAGUGAAGUGAAAGAAGAGUUUUGAACUCUUGAGUUUCUUCUGCAGUGAAUCAUGAACAUGUCUUCUUCUUCUCGCAAACUCUCGCGACUCUUCAACAUUGUAACUCAGAAUCAGAAAUCUCCAGUUUUGCUUUCUUCUGACCAAGAAGCAGCCAGAAGAAUCACGGCGUGCCUGGUGGAGAAAUCCACCAUCGGAAAACUUCAAUCGAAUCCAUCACUCCUCUUCAAUUUGAAUUCAAAUGUUACCCGUCUCGUUCUAUCUGAGCCAACUCUUCCCACUCAAUCCUGCAUCGAUUUCUUCAAGCUUCUUCGCGAAUUCGAAUCUAAUCUCAAACCUGAUCUCACGGCGGUAGUGACUUUAUCUCACCGGUUAUAUUCUAACCGGAGGUUCAAUGAGAUGAGAUCGCUUCUGAAUUCAGUUGUUAACGACGGGUUUUACAAGCGUCCGGUUGAGGAGUUAGGAUCAGCGAUGGUGGAUUGUGACAUUUCUGAAGAAAAGUUUGAAUUUUUCGAAAAGUUUUUCGAUUUGGUAUUUAGGGUGUAUGUUGAUAACGGAAUGUUUGAAGAGGGUUUAAGGGUUUUUGAUUACAUGGUUAAAAAGGGAUUGAGUAUUGAUGAAAGAUCCUGCAUUGUGUUUUUGGUUGCGGCGAAGAAGCGACGGAGAAUUGAUCUCUGUUUGGAAAUUUUCCGGCGAAUGGUUGAUUCUGGAGUGAAGAUAACUGUUUAUUCAUUGACGAUUGUGGUUGAAGGAUUAUGUAGAAGAGGUGAAGUUGAGAAGAGUAAGAAGCUGAUUAAGGAGUUUUCUGUUAAAGGGAUUAAACCUGAAGCUUAUACUUACAACACUAUUAUCAAUGCUUAUGUUAAACAGAGAGAUUUCUCGGGUGUGGAAGGGGUUUUGAAGGUGAUGAAGAAGGAUGGUGUGGUGUAUAACAAGGUUACGUAUACGCUUUUGAUGGAAUUGAGUGUUAAGAAUGGGAAAAUGAGUGAUGCGGAGAAGCUGUUCGAUGAAAUGCGUGAGAGAGGAAUAGAAUCUGAUGUUCAUGUGUAUACUUCUUUGAUAAGUUGGAAUUGUAGAAAGGGAAAUAUGAAAAGAGCGUUUUUGUUGUUUGAUGAAUUGACAGAGAAGGGACUUUCGCCGAGUAGUUAUACCUACGGGGCGCUUAUUGACGGGGUGUGUAAGGUAGGGGAAAUGGGUGCAGCUGAGAUAUUGAUGAACGAGAUGCAAAGUAAAGGAGUUAAUAUCACUCAGGUGGUGUUUAAUACGUUGAUUGAUGGGUAUUGCAGGAAAGGGAUGGUUGAUGAAGCAUCAAUGAUUUAUGAUGUGAUGGAGCAGAAAGGGUUUCAAGCUGAUGUUUUCACUUGUAAUACGAUUGCUAGCUGUUUCAAUAGAUUGAAAAGGUAUGAUGAGGCAAAACAAUGGCUGUUCAGGAUGAUGGAGGGUGGUGUGAAGCUUAGCACGGUUAGUUAUACUAAUUUGAUCGAUGUUUACUGCAAAGAAGGGAACGUUGAAGAGGCAAAGAGGCUAUUUGUGGAGAUGAGCAGCAAGGGAGUACAGCCCAACGCUAUCACGUACAAUGUGAUGAUCUACGCUUACUGCAAGCAAGGGAAAAUAAAAGAAGCACGUAAACUAAGGGCCAACAUGGAAGCAAAUGGGAUGGAUCCGGAUUCAUAUACCUACACGUCGCUCAUACACGGGGAAUGUAUUGCUGAUAAUGUGGAUGAAGCAAUGAGGCUCUUUAGCGAGAUGGGGUUGAAGGGUUUGGACCAGAAUUCUGUUACGUACACGGUGAUGAUCUCGGGUUUGUCCAAAGCUGGAAAAUCAGACGAAGCCUUUGGAUUGUACGAUGAGAUGAAAAGGAAAGGGUAUACAAUAGAUAAUAAGGUUUAUACUGCACUCAUUGGAAGUAUGCAUUCACCUGAGACUUAA
Arabidopsis thaliana (thale cress) is the source of this 1929-nucleotide messenger RNA. Its product is annotated as Pentatricopeptide repeat (PPR-like) superfamily protein. Bases 55 to 1929 code for a protein of 624 amino acids. The record is from RefSeq and is marked reviewed. Lineage: Eukaryota; Viridiplantae; Streptophyta; Magnoliopsida; Brassicales; Brassicaceae. The transcript has a single exon.